Anopheles moucheti is the source of this 1358-nucleotide messenger RNA. RefSeq names its product proteasome subunit alpha type-5 (gene Prosalpha5). Gene Ontology annotation, cellular component: proteasome core complex; nucleus; proteasome core complex, alpha-subunit complex. The record is from RefSeq and is a predicted model, not a curated record. The transcript is spliced from 4 exons. Gene Ontology annotation, biological process: proteasome-mediated ubiquitin-dependent protein catabolic process. The coding region runs from base 139 to 867 and encodes 242 amino acids. NCBI's taxonomy places the organism in Eukaryota, Metazoa, Arthropoda, Insecta, Diptera, Culicidae.
ACGCAACCUUCGCUUCAGCUGUUUGUGUCCCAGAAUCGUUGAUUUUGUGCUGAGUUAGCGGCCACUGUUGAUCACUUUAAUAAACAUUAAAGAAAGUUCCCGCAUUUCAAAACCAUUUUACUUAAAUUUGUGUGCAAGAUGUUCCUGACCCGUUCCGAGUACGACCGUGGUGUGAACACCUUCUCUCCCGAGGGACGUCUUUUCCAAGUGGAGUAUGCUAUUGAGGCGAUUAAAUUUGGAUCUACUGCGAUUGGAAUUAGCACACCGGAAGGUGUUGUAAUGGCAGUAGAGAAACGAAUUACCUCAUCGCUGAUAGAACCAUCGAAGAUGGAAAAGAUUGUAGAAGUAGACCGUCACAUAGGAUGUGCCACCUCGGGAUUGAUGGCCGAUUCGCGGACGCUGCUGGAUCGUGCGCGUAUCGAGUGUCAGAAUCAUUGGUUCGUGUACAACGAGCGGAUGUCGGUUGAAUCAUGUGCACAGGCUGUUUCUAACGUGGCCAUCCAGUUUGGCGAUGGUGAUGAUACGGAUUCGGCCAUGAGUCGACCGUUCGGUGUAGCUAUACUGUUUGCCGGCAUUGAAAAUGGUGAACCGCAGCUGUGGCAUAUGGAUCCGUCCGGGACGUACAUACGGUUCGACGCGAAAGCAAUCGGUUCCGGUAGCGAAGGUGCACAACAGAAUUUGCAAGAAUACUAUUUGCCCACGAUGACCAUUAAGGAAGCGAUCAAUCUAGCUCUUAGCACACUGAAGCAAGUGAUGGAAGAAAAGCUAAACUCAACGAACGUUGAAGUUAUGACGAUGACGCCGAAGGAACUGUUCCGAAUGUUUAGCAAGGAGGAAGUUGAAGAGUACAUCAACAACAUGAGCUAAAUGGGACGUGCGACAUUGCUGCUUCCCCGAGCUGUUUCCGCGCAUCCCCUCUUAUUUUUAAGCCCAUUAUCAGCAGACUAGUUUUGCAUCUGGUAGAUCAAGGUAUCGGUUUACAUGUUUCAAAGAAGGUUUUGGAGUGCAAAUUGCUUUCUUUUCAACUAGCUUCUCGACGGAAGCAAAGUAAGCCUUGUGCGAGACAGAGAAGAGAAUAAAAUUUGUUCGAGAAGUGAAAGAUGCUGUUCAUUGAACGUGGUAAGAAAUAUCGCUAAUAUAAUUUUGUUUAAGAAAAUAAUGGUCAACUAAUGUUUCAUAAUUUGUGGUUAUUUGUGAAACCUAACCAUUUCUUGUAAUGUAGCACUCGGAAAAGAUUUUUUCGCGACCAACUUUGUGUGUAUCUUAAUUUUGAGAGAUUUAUGGCAGGUUCUUUUGUUUGGAAUUCAAUAUAACCCUGGAAGGUGUUCCCAAGUGCAAUUGCAAAUUUCAUGGAUGAC